Molecule: messenger RNA, 2641 nt
Organism: Notothenia coriiceps (black rockcod)
Lineage: Eukaryota; Metazoa; Chordata; Actinopteri; Perciformes; Nototheniidae
Gene: kcnk12l
Product: potassium channel, subfamily K, member 12 like
Exons: 2
Coding region: 55-1446 (463 amino acids)
Biological process (GO): potassium ion transmembrane transport; stabilization of membrane potential
Cellular component (GO): plasma membrane
Molecular function (GO): outward rectifier potassium channel activity; potassium ion leak channel activity
Source: RefSeq, a predicted model, not a curated record
AAACAAAAAGUGCUUUAUUUAGGCAGUGCAUGUAUGUUGUGUGCCGGGUGAUGCAUGCAACACAGUGCAGGUUGGUGUCUCUCUGCUGCUGCUGAGCUCAUGGCUCACAGGAGAGCCGGUGGCUGCUGCUGCCCCCGGGCGCCCAUGAAUGAAGACAAUGCUCGUUUCUGCCUGCUGGCCGGCCUCAUCCUGCUCUACUUGCUGUGCGGUGCUGCCAUCUUCUCAGCCCUGGAGCACCCCUUUGAGCUCCGUGCCCGCCGCCUCUGGAAACAGCAGCUGGAAAACUUCACGCAGCGAUACAGGGUCAACCUGGGUGCACUGCACACUCUGCUGCGGCAGUACGAGGAGGCGAACGGAGCUGGGAUCAGAGUGGACACCCUGAGGCCUCGCUGGGACUUCUCUGGAGCUUUCUACUUUGUGGGUACGGUCGUCUCCACUAUUGGCUUUGGCAUGACCACACCGGUGACGAUAGCUGGGAAAAUAUUCCUAAUCUUCUACGGUCUUAUCGGCUGUGCUGCCACCAUCCUCUUCUUCAACCUAUUCCUUGAGAGGAUCAUCACGAUGUUAGCUUACAUCAUGCGCUGGUGCCAUGAGCGCCGGCUGAGGUGUGCCGGGGUGGAGUCGAGCAGGGAGGAGUCUUCUGGUGAGGAGGACAGCUUGGAAGGAUGGAAACCGUCGGUUUACUAUGUGAUGCUGAUCCUGGGCGUGGCAUCGGUUGUGAUUGCGUGCAGCGCCUCCACCCUGUACAGCUCUAUGGAGAACUGGAGCUAUGUGGACUCCCUCUACUUCUGCUUUGUGGCCUUCAGCACCAUCGGCUUCGGGGACCUGGUGAGCAGUCAGAGGCAGCAGUAUGAGUCGCAGGAGGCCUACCGGCUCGGGAAUUGUCUGUUCAUCUUGAUGGGGGUGUGUUGCAUCUACUCACUUUUUAAUGUCAUUUCUAUUAUCAUCAAGCAAACUCUUACUUGGAUCGUGGGGAAGCUGGUGUGCUCAGGCCGGCAUCGGCUCUGCUCCUGCUCCAAAUCUGGCUGCCGGUGGCUCUGCUGCCCCUGCCUCCAGAAAAAAAAUCGCAACCGCCUGCAUCCGCCUGCACACCUCAGAAGAAAACGCUUAAAACCCAACACUGUGCAGCCCAUGGGUUCCCACUGCCCUGCAGGAAGACACUGCUACAGGGACGGCUCGGUGGAGACGGUGUGUGACAGUGAGACGGACCCAGGCAGAGUGGCUGAUGGGGCGUAUGUUGGCCGUCGUCUGUCAGGAGAGAUGAUCUCUGUCAAUGAGUUAAUGGUGUCCAAUAAGGUGUCACUGGCUCUGCUGCAGAAGCAGCUGAGUGAGACUGCUCACCAGGGCCCGCGGCAGAGCUACGGCCAUCAAAAUGGAUUCUCUGGAGGUGUGGGCGCCCUGGCCAUUAUGAAUAAUCGCCUACAGGAAACCAGUGUGGAUAGGUAGCCCCAACGCGAGGGCAUUAUGUGCAUUGCCUCCUAUUGGAGCCAUAAUUAGACAUGUUUUAUUACCAAGUUAUUUAGAGAAACUCAAUAAUUUGUCCCAUGACAAAUCCAAAACCUGAAUAUAAAAUAACACCCUCUAAUUAGAGUCUGUUCAGCACCUCUCUGAGUAAUUUCAAUGGGAGUCUAUGCCUGUAAAAGCAGACCUCCAGCAUUGAUUCUGGACGUCAAAUAAUUGAUUACAUUUUGUUCUAUGUAGAGAAAGACUGAAAAGAAGACAAACAAGAUUUCAAGAAUUCAGCAUCACUGUGAAGAGGGGUCUGAUAUCCUGAAGUGAUUGGCUCAUUCAAAAGCAAUCAGACGAAAGAAGCUACCAAGGAGCACUUAAAGGGGCCUGCUGAUUUAAGAGUGCUGCACAUGUCCCCUGCCCACCUCAAUAAACACGGCCAAACGUAGUGCAGUAGUCAGUAUUAGCUAACAUACAGGCAUAAACACGAUAUCUACUCAACUACCUGCAUAGAUAAAACAUUUAAGUUGUGAUUUGUAUUUAAACAGCGCUCCUUAUAGGCACUACACGAGCUCAUGAGCACCAAGACAUUUUAAUUUGUUGAUUGCUCACAAGCUGUCCAUUUUGUUUCGUCAACGCAUCAUUAACUAAUCAUGAAAGACAGCAGAUAUCCAGGGUUUUCAAAAAGGCACAUCUAAUCAAACGUGGCCUGUAGAGGACGUCCUUAAGCCAACAAGUGUUGUACGGAUAGUCAACAGAAGGGAGAACAAGAUUCAGGAUCUCCUCCACUAGCUGAAGGAGAUCCUCUACUAUGCAAGAAAACACAUUUUAAUCCAUUCUGUGUCUUUAUGUAUCUAAAGGUUUAUAUCGGUGUGAGCAGAAAAGUUCCCUCCUUAGAGACAAAAUCAUCCAUCUUCCUCUAGUGGUCACGUUUGAUGAAUUGUCCGCACUGUUUAAAACAUAAGAAAACCAGUUCUUUAGCCAGUUAUUGUGGGCAAAAACAAGUCUUCAAUUAAAUAUGCUUUAUUUAGCAUCCAAACAGUCAUGACUCUUAAAAUGUAAUGUCUAUUCACAGCAUAUAAUACAUAUAAUUAAUAUCACAAUGCAGUAUAUGAUGCAGAUACAAUGAACAACUCUUAAACUGAACUGUUUUGAUGCUGUUUGUUUUGUCAACUAUAUAAAAGAUGUAUAA